Molecule: messenger RNA, 2820 nt
Organism: Vitis vinifera (wine grape)
Lineage: Eukaryota; Viridiplantae; Streptophyta; Magnoliopsida; Vitales; Vitaceae
Gene: AGA
Product: alpha-galactosidase
Exons: 14
Coding region: 210-2534 (774 amino acids)
Molecular function (GO): raffinose alpha-galactosidase activity
Source: RefSeq, a predicted model, not a curated record
UGUUGCAGUCCCUCACCAUUCACGGUUUCGGGCUCUCGUAUUUUCUCUCGAAGGAAGGAGCAUUUCUCGUGGAAUGCGCUUCCGCUGAGUGAUUUCUUGGGAUUUUCUAGUAUUUUCCUUCUAUAGUUUUCAUCUGUGGUGCUUGAUCCAAGCUCCAGGUAGAGAAAUUCCAGCUUGUUGGCUAGAGGCUCACAGUAAGGUGCUCAAAGAUGACGGUUACACCGAAGAUCUCUAUCAACGAGGGUAACCUUGUGGUUCAGGGGAAGACUAUCCUGACUGGUGUGCCGGAUAACAUUGUUUUGACUCCGGGAUCCGGCGGGGGGCUUGUUGCUGGUACCUUCAUUGGUGCCACGGCUUCCCACAGCAAAAGCCUCCAUGUUUUCCCCAUGGGUACUCUGGAUGGUCUACGGUUCAUGUGCUGUUUCCGCUUCAAGUUAUGGUGGAUGACUCAAAGAAUGGGAACAUGUGGAAAGGAUGUUCCUUUUGAGACCCAGUUCAUGCUCAUAGAGAGCAAAGAAACCACAGAAGGAGGUGAACAUGACGAUGCCCCGACCAUCUACACUGUCUUCCUCCCUCUCCUCGAAGGCCAGUUCCGAGCUGUUCUGCAAGGCAACGACAAAAACGAGAUAGAGAUUUGCCUUGAGAGUGGAGAUACUGCUGUUGAAACAAACCAAGGCCUUCACCUUGUGUACAUGCAUUCUGGGACCAAUCCUUUUGAAGUUAUCGACCAGGCAGUAAAGGCUGUGGAGAAACACAUGCAAACUUUUCUUCACCGUGAGAAGAAAAAGUUGCCUUCUUUCCUUGACUGGUUUGGCUGGUGCACUUGGGAUGCUUUCUACACUGAUGUCACUGCCGAGGGCAUUGAAGAAGGCCUGCAAAGCUUGUCCAAGGGAGGUGCACCUCCUAAGUUCCUAAUCAUUGAUGAUGGUUGGCAGCAGAUUGGUAAUGAGAACAAGGACAACAAUUGCGUUGUGCAAGAAGGCGCUCAAUUUGCAAAUAGAUUAACAGGAAUAAAGGAGAAUGAGAAAUUCCAAAAGAAUGGCCGGAACAAUGAGCAAGUCCCAGGCCUUAAGCAUGUGGUUGAGGAUGCUAAGCAGCGGCAUAAUGUCAAGUUUGUUUAUGUAUGGCAUGCUCUAGCGGGUUAUUGGGGUGGAGUGAAGCCAGCAGCUGCUGGUAUGGAACAUUAUGAAUGUGCAUUGGCAUAUCCGGUUCAGUCCCCUGGUGUAAUGGGUAAUCAGCCAGACAUUGUCAUGGACAGUCUAUCUGUUCAUGGCCUAGGUCUCGUACCCCCAAGGACGGUUUUCAACUUCUACAAUGAGCUCCAUGCCUACCUGGCUUCUUGUGGUGUAGAUGGAGUUAAGGUUGACGUGCAGAAUAUCAUUGAGACCCUUGGUGCUGGUCAUGGUGGCAGAGUUGCUCUCACCCGCAGCUAUCAGCAGGCCCUUGAAGCCUCCAUAGCAAGGAACUUCACUGACAAUGGAUGCAUAUCUUGCAUGUGCCAUAACACUGAUGGACUCUAUAGCACUAAGCAAACUGCUGUAGUGAGAGCAUCUGAUGACUUCUAUCCUCGUGACCCUGCUUCUCACACCAUCCACAUUUCUUCAGUGGCUUACAAUACUCUCUUCCUUGGUGAAUUUAUGCAACCUGAUUGGGAUAUGUUCCAUAGCCUACACCCAGCUGCAGAGUACCAUGGUGCAGCUCGAGCUGUUGGUGGAUGUGCAAUUUAUGUCAGUGACAAGCCAGGUCAUCACAACUUUGAGCUUUUGAGGAAGCUGGUUCUCCCUGAUGGAUCUGUACUCCGUGCCCAGCUACCUGGUAGGCCCACGCGUGAUUGCCUCUUUGCUGAUCCAGCACGAGAUGGGACCAGCUUGCUUAAAAUCUGGAAUGUGAACAAAUGCUCUGGUGUGGUGGGUGUGUUCAACUGCCAGGGUGCUGGUUGGUGCAAGAUUGAGAAGAAGACCCGUGUCCAUGAUACAUCACCUGACACCCUCACUGGUUCUGUCUGUGCGGCUGAUGUUGACCAAAUUGCUCAUGUUGCUGGCACAAAUUGGAAGGGGGAUGUAGUAGUCUACGCUUAUAAAUCAGGUGAGGUAGUCAGAUUACCAGAGGGUGCUUCCCUGCCAGUGACUCUUAAAGUUCUCGAAUUCGAAGUUUUCCAUUUCUGUCCUCUCAAGGAAAUUGCAACCAACAUUUCCUUUGCCCCAAUUGGCUUGCUCGACAUGCUCAACUCCGGUGGUGCUGUGGAGCAAUUUGAGGUUCAUAUGGCUUCUGAGAAACCCGAGCUCUUUGAUGGCGAAAUUCCCUUCGAACUGUCAACUUCUCUCAGUGAGAACAGAUCUCCAACUGCAACAAUUGCGCUAACAGCCAGGGGAUGUGGCCGGUUCGGCGCUUACUCAUCUCAGCGCCCCUUGAAAUGCCAGGUGGGCGAUGCUGAGGUUGAAUUCAGCUAUGACCCCAACAAUGGAUUGUUGACUUUCACCAUCCCCAUUCCAGAGGAGGAGAUGUACAGAUGGUCCAUCGCAAUUCAAGUUUAAGUAGUUCCUAGAUUAUUAGAGAAGCCAAUAAAAUAAGAAAAAAAAAAGGGAAAAAUGCCACUGCUGUUACUAGCUUCCGUGCAUGUUGGAAGUGACGGCGGUGCGUUUAGAUGAAUGAUUAUCUAUCUACGGCAUAAGGGAGAGAGAUUGGGGAUAUUGUUUCGUGAUGUGCUUCGUCUGUGUUGGGUUGGGUUUGGGAGUGGUUCAUCUCUUCUUCCUUCGGGAAUAAAUUAUGUUAUCUGUAUGGAUCUUCAUCUCUAUUUAAUCGAAGAAUUUCAGUUUUAUC